AUGAAAAGAUUUUUAAACUCAACAAACCUACACCUUCAAGUUCACUUUGUGCUGUUAUCUUCGCCCAUUCUUCCCAUUUCUACCACUUGCCUGAGCAUCACCAUGUCCCCACGUAGCGCAUCAGGCUGGCCGGAAUGGGAGGAGAAGAAUCUUCUCUCUUGGCUGGAUGCCCAUCAGGAGCUGUCAUGGAAAGCCCGCUCCGACGCAUAUUACGAACAACAUCGCGUGGCCCGAAGCACCGAGUCUCUACGGGGGAAGAAGUACCACAUUCUGCGAAAGUGCCGUCGCACUGGCGCCAGAGCCUCUGAUCGUUCAGUGGAUCAAAAACAAUCAAAAGCAGUUCGUGGCUCGGUCGACCGUAAGGCUUCAUUGGCGGCUCUCCCAAACGAGAUUCCCUUCAAGAGUAACAUUGACAAAUGGUUUGAAACAAUCCUCGCGGCCGAGGCUAGCCAGACCGAUAGCAAUGGAUCAAGUCAAACAGAAAGCUCCAGACUAGGUCGCGCGACGCGAGUAUCAAUCCCGUGUUGGCCUAAAGAAGCUCGAUCGUCAUCUUCAAUGUGGGACUAUGUGCAUCGUGUUUGUGCAGCCAGGAAGCUUGAAUAG
Molecule: messenger RNA, 603 nt
Organism: Penicillium salamii
Lineage: Eukaryota; Fungi; Ascomycota; Eurotiomycetes; Eurotiales; Aspergillaceae
Source: the annotation of a GenBank genome assembly